UUUGACAUCAAAACGUUUACGCUAGCACUUGCAAUUACCGAUGACAUCAUUCAGAAAGCCUUUUGUACUGUGAUGCUUCUAUGUUGUGACGAACAAAAUUGUUAAAAGUCUGCCUAUAUUAACUCAAUUUCACCACUUAUUUCACCUGCAUAUAUUCAAACUUGUCAACACUAUGUCAGCGCCAGUGGCGGUUAGACCAUUGGGUGUGGGUGGUCGUACAUUUGAUCAACGCAGAAAUAUUAGACCGAGGCGUGUUAUACGUAAUGUGAAGCGCGGAGGUGUCAUCCCGACACAUUCUCUAGCUAAGACUAGACUCAUUCACCGGAGUGACAAAGACAGAUUUGCUGCUGAUCUCGACACGGAAAUAGAGAAAUUUUUGGCCGUUGGUAUAGAUCUGAAUGACACAAACAACGAAGCAACACAAAAAUUGUUAAUGAGGCAUCUAAAGGCUGUUUGUCGGCCAAUGAAAAUUAAGAAAAUGCUCAGAGACAGGGUGCGUUUGGGAAAAAUUAAAAAAGAUGGUAUAUUUAACUUUCGUAAGUGUUGGAGAAGAUUCAAGUUUCGUAUGCAAGCAUUUUGUCGGCUAUUUACAAUAUGGAGUAGCUCUCUUCACAUUAUAGAAAGUCACCAGGGGUCAGGAGUGUUGUCGUUCUUCGUCUUCCUGCGCUGGUUGUUCGGUCUGAAUGUGUUCCUUUCCAUCUUAGUGGGAUGUUUCAUGACAGCACCAACGCAUUAUGCAGCACAGACCAACAUCUCGGCACUCAAUCACACUGCCUUUGAUGCCAACUACAGUCGGGAACUGUUCAUUGUAGAGAACUGCACAUUCAACUAUUUCAACAAAGUUCAAGAGGAGAUAACCUCGGAAUUCUCUUUUAGCAGCUUCUUCCAAGGAAGUGGCUGGAUGGAACUUUCCUACAUGUUCUACGGAAGCUAUGCGGACACUCAGACCGUGAACGAUGACACAUACAACAAGUCCUUUGCCUACCUUAUCGUCUUUCUGUUUUGUCUCUUGCUUUGCUUCAUUUUGAUGGCUAACUCCAUUUCGCAUGAUUUACGACAGGUCGUGAAGGAUGUGUCUGAUCUGCACAGUCUUGUUAUUAACAUAGUGUUUGGGAGUUGGGACUACAGCCUGACUGAUCACCAAAUGGCGGCCAGAAAACACAAACAGCUUUUCUACCACAUAAUGACCGACCUAUAUGAGCGGAGGUUUAACGAGCAGUAUAAACUGAUCAUGUCUAGCUGCAGUAACAGGUUCAAGCUGUACAUUGUGCGAGUGAUCGCCAAUAUAUUCGUCAUACUGUCGCUGUGUGGCUCGGCCUACCUCAUCUACAUCACUACACGCUGGUCGAGUAUGGUAAUGUUCACAGGUGAGAAGGGUGGAAUGAUGUAUACUCUUUUAAUUGAAUUUCUUCCAUCCAUCAUGCUGUUCGCGAUGGAUGCAGUUGUGCCAUUCGUCUUUGAUUACAUUUCUACGUUCGAGUUCUACCGACCGUCCUUAAUCAUCAAAAUUAACUUGGUCAGGGUUGUCUUUCUAAAACUAGCUUCGUUAGCCGUUGUUAUGGUAGGUGUUUAUACAGAAGUGCAGUGUCAGCCAAAAGAUGAAUGUAGAGUUGGAAUGGGGUCAUGCUCAAAGAUACAGUGCUGGGAAACAUUUGUUGGACAGCAGAUAUAUAAAAUUCUCAUCAUGAAUUUUUUCACCUCAGUCUUCAGAGUGUUUUAUUUAGAGAUUCCCAGAAGAAUACUUGCAAGAGAUUCCAACAUCCGAUGGAUAAACAGACUUGGACCAUGUCAGUUCGAUAUACCGGACAAUGUACUUGAACUGGUGUGUCUACAAGCCAUGAUCUGGUUGGGGUUUUUCUUUGCACCACUUCUCCCUCUUUUUGGUGCAGCAAAUCUCUUCUUCAUGUUUUAUUCUAAAAUGCUGUCUGCGACAUAUGCGUGUAAUCCGUCUGACCGGCCGUACCGAUCAUCGCGGAUCACAUCGUUCUUCAUGAUGAUCCUCAUGUUUGCCUACCUCCUCUGUCUCCUGUCCACGGUCUACGCCAUCGCCUUCUUAGAGCCUUCCAGAUCAUGUGGUCCAUUCCGAACCUUCCAGUACACCUACACUCUCUUCAAGGCUGUGAAAAGCGUAUAUCCAGAUUGGUUGCUGACCUUUAAUUACUUGGCCACGUCAGCAAUAAUAUUAUUUUUGCUAGUUUUCGUAUUGCUUAUGUUGCUCUGUUUUUGUUCAAGACACGUGGCUGCUCACAAUGCCAAAUCUGGCUACCUGAUGAAUCAGUUGUUGGUGGAGCGUAAUGACAAACAGUUCCUACUGACAAAGGUCUACGAGUACACUAAACAGACUGGGAAACCUAUGGCAAGGAUACCAUCAGACUUAAGCAUGACCACAGAUGCAACCAAACUACCAUCCAUGUUCUCAACAGAAAUGAAUAACUCUGCAACACAGACAGAAUUGCUGUCAUCAGCCUGGUACACAUCAGAAAUUAAUAACUCUGCUGCUAAAGGCAGCUAUAACUGGGCAGUAUCACAGACAAGACUGCUGUCCUCAAAGAAUUACCCAUCAGAAGUGAAUAUAUCUGCUGCUAAAGGAAGUUACAACUCAACAGAAGCAGACUUGUUGACAGAAUUAGAAAGGACAUCAACAUUGUGUAAAACUGACAGGAAAGGUACAGUUGACAGCAAUAGUUGUGGCAGAGUGACGCCCAGUGACAGUAGUAGCAGACUGAGAGGCCACAACAAAAUCCAGCCUUUUGUUAGCAAUAGUCACGACGGCAGAGACAGACAAGGUAGCAGGCUCGGGAACGAUGGAAUCACUGGACUUGAUGUCAGAGAGGGACAAGACAGCAGAAACCAGCCUCCUAUCGGCAGCCAACAGAGGGACAAAGAGAGACAAGGUAGCAGACUUGAUGGCAGAGAGGGACAAGGCGGCAGAAUCCAGCUUCCUGUCAGGAACAGACCGGGGGACAGAAAAAAGCAAAGUAGCAGGCCUGGGACGGAUGGAUUGAGUGGACUAGAUGAGAAAGGACCAGAUCACAGAGUGAAACGUGACACUAAAGUUAGAGACACGAAACACAAAGCCAAGACCAGUGUUAAAUUCAGCAGAGAGAAAUCCAUUAGCAGAAAAAAAAAUGAAAGCAGAAAGUCAUGAACUCGAUGGAGCACAACUACAGACAGUUCUGACAGAAAGGAAAACAAAAUGGCAGCAAACAGCACAGUGGCUGAAUCGCAGCAAACAGGCCUACAGUAGAUCCCAACAAAACUAUGUAGUGGAAGGGAGUUUGAAUCAUACUCCACCAUCACGCAUCAUAUGGAUAUGCAUAAACACACACACAUGCUCACACAUACACACAUGCUCACACACACACACAUGCUCACACACACAUGCUCACACACACACACAUGCUCACACACCAUGCUCCACAUUCACUCUCCACACUCGAGUGUGUGCACACACACAUGUUCACACACACACACACACAUGCUCACACACACAACAUGCUCCACACUCACACUCCACACGAGAGCGUGUGCACACACACAUUUGUUUGUAAACAUAAAUGCAUACAAAUGUGCUCACGUUUAUGCAUACUCACUCACACAUUGCAUAUGUAUUUUGAUGAUAUACACAUAUACAAGAUUAUAAGCUGAACAUGUGUUGUAUAACAUGUAUAUAUAACAGAGUUCAGGAAUUGUUUGAGGAGGUUUUCCAAGUUACGAUGAAGCAAAACAAUGCUAUUUGAAAACCUUUGUUUUCAUCGACUGUGAUAGCUUUGGACACCUUAAAGUUUCAGUCAUGUGAUGUCAAAGCUUGUUGACUCUUCGUAUCACAAUUUUGGGUAAAAUCUUUAUAGCAUGUUAAAUUAAUUUUAUACAAUAUUUAAAACACCUUUAUCUAAUUUUUUAAACUGAAUAUUAUUAUUCAUAUUCCCAUCACCUAUGUUUUUAAACAUGUUUGCUCCAAAGAAUUAAAAUUGGAGUAAAUUUUAAUAAGAUUACUUACUUGAUGAUAGUAAUACAUCAUAUAUGCUACUAAUUUAUUAUUAAUCCAGUUACAGCCGUGUCGCAUUAGUCUGUGUGGCACAUAAGUCUGCACAUCUUUACGUUGUGUUAUUUCCGUAAACAAGCAUUCAGGUGUGUUUGUAAACAAACAAACAGCGUUGUUUGAAAAAAAAAUUAAUCAUCAAAUCCUGACAGUAAAUGUACAUUUAUACUUUGAAAAAUAACAAUUUCAUUCAAUAAUCACUGAAUUAAUUUGUUUAGGGACAUAGUUUUGUCAGCACGAUCAAACAGCAUUUCUGGGCUCCUGUCAUUCAAGCCGUAGUAAUCACUUUCUAAUUUCUACUCACACGAGCUUAGUUAAAGAAAUAAAUUAUAUACAUUACAGCAGUUUAUGAAUUUAUAAAUGAAAUAAAAGUUAUAUUUUACCGAUUAGAGUAGACAUCCAAGUAUAACUUGAAUUUCCCUCCGAAUGACACUGAAGCCGAUCAAAAUGGCUGUUAUCCACUGUACAGAUGUAGAUCACAUGACUUAUUCUCGCUAUAUUCUGUCUCAUAAUUUGGACUCAUAAGCUUUUAAAGUGUUAAUCAAUUGUAUGUUGUUCGCGUCAAUUUAUACAGUUAAUAAAUAACCAUGUUUUGAAAAGAUAAUCACCAUUUAUGUUCACACUGACUUUGUUACGUUCUUUUUAAAGCUAGGUAGCAAGGGACAUCAUUUAUAAACAGUGGAUUUAAAUAAACUAAAGUAAUCUGAAAUUACCUAUAAAACAAAGUGUGGUCGCUUAUUAUAUUUUGGUGGCAAAUUACAUUAUCGGUUUGUCGGUUCUGUAAAUGGAAGUUUGAGGAAAAUAAAUUUUAGUUGUUACUGUGCAGACUUAUGUGGCAUGAUGCCAGUCAGUAAAUACAGUGGGUUGCCACUAAUAUCGACCUCGCUGCCAGAGUUUGAUAGAAAUAAUUCAACUUUAACUUAACAAUAGUAACAUGUUUAUUGUUCAGCUGAAAUAUUUGCCUAUAAAAGUUUUAAAAAAUUUAUUGAUCGAUUUUGCCUAAAAUAUUCACACAAAUGCUUAGUUGCACAGACUUUAGUGCCAGCAGUGUAUACGUUUUAUCAACUGAAAAUAUUUAGUACUGGGUACUAAAGAUUGUUGUUUGUUUGUUUGUUGUUGUUUCUUUAUACUGAACAAAAAAGAAAGAGGGAUCAUGGAAUGAGCUCAUAGCCAUGUCAGAUGGCAAGGACGUCACUGGCAUCCAGUGUGGUUCACAGACUCACCUCUGUUCGGAUUAUGGUGGCAGUAGGUGAGUGUUGAGACAGACAGGUCAGCAAUAAGCUUGUAUGCUUGGUGUGCAGUGGCAGAGUACGAUUGCUUAGGAGAGGACUCGUUAUUGAUUUGGGUGGGAUAUCUUUUGACUCUCACACCUUUCAAAUCCACCAGUGAUUCUUCAUAAGCUAGUGAAUGGACCAAUCUUCCCCAUCAGAACAUCGUUAACCUCAUCCAGGCCAUACAGCCACCGUCUAGCAGUUCUUAACAACACACUACAAUGGCUGCAGCUGUCACAAAUGUUAAAAGUCCAUUUUAUAACAAGCAUUUGUUUCAUAAAGAUGUGCAAUUCACAAAUGUGAAGACAUUUUGGUCCACAAACUAUUUCUGCUUUUUAUAGUGAUUCAUAUGCAUUGGAUGAGUAUUGUCAUUUCAUGACAGUGUACAAUUUCAUGAUCCCCAAUGUUUUUUGUUUAGUAUAUUAUAACAAACUUGUUCUGUGAUAAUAUUAAAGCCUUAUCUCAUAA
Molecule: messenger RNA, 5781 nt
Organism: Gigantopelta aegis
Lineage: Eukaryota; Metazoa; Mollusca; Gastropoda; Neomphalida; Peltospiridae
Product: transmembrane channel-like protein 7
Exons: 19
Coding region: 173-3148 (991 amino acids)
Cellular component (GO): plasma membrane
Molecular function (GO): mechanosensitive monoatomic ion channel activity
Source: RefSeq, a predicted model, not a curated record